This is a messenger RNA of Arachis ipaensis, 639 nucleotides long. The record is from RefSeq and is a predicted model, not a curated record. Lineage: Eukaryota; Viridiplantae; Streptophyta; Magnoliopsida; Fabales; Fabaceae.
ACUGUACACUAAAUGCUCUGGCUUACCAAACAAAGCGCAUUCGAUGAUAUUGGAGCUUUGGAAAAUGUGAAUGAUGCCUUGAAAGAAUUGGUCAUGCUUCUUCUUCAGAGGCCGAAAUUAUUUUGCAAAGGGCAGCUGGCUAAGCCUUGCAAAGGAAUAUUGCUUUUUGGCUCCCUUGGAACAGGAAAAUUUAUGCUUGCAAAAGCUGUAUCAAUCGAAGCUGGAGCAAAUUUUAUCAACAUUUCAAUGUCCGGUAUUACUUCGAAGGAGGUUCGUGUUGAUAGCUAUGGUGAUGGUGUUGGUGAUUUUGAUUGGUUCUCCUAAAUAUGGAGAAGCAUGGAGGCCAUUACUACAAGAUGAGUUCAUGCAAAUGCUUCCAAAAAGUUCUCCAAACCCAUCAAACGGGGGCGGUACUAAUGCUCAUCAUGGUUAGCCAUAAUAACCUAGGAUUUUAUGUUGUUGUUCCAUGUUUUUCUAUUAAUUAUUAAUCUUGUUUAUUAUGUUUGUAUUAUGUAUUUGUUAGUUUUGGUGUUAAUUGGUGUAACGUUAAUAAGCUUAUUAUCAUAAUGGACCUUUGCUGUAAUCUUCUUCUUGGGAAAUGAAAAUAAUGAAAAAAAAAAGUAUUUUUCCAUUUUAAAA